CGUCCCUCUUCUUGGUUUCCAGUUUCAGUUAAAUAUGGCUGCAACUCUUUCUGCCGGUUGUUUCACUAGGUUUGCGAUCAAAAAAUACCUCCUGUUGUCAGGCCAUGCAAGACGCUGCAUUUCUAUGUCCUCUUUGCUGGCAGCUCGAACACACAUCAGCUACGAGCUCAAGGACGAUGUUGCAGUUAUCCGUCUCAAUGAUCCAGCAUCCAAGGUGAACACACUUUCUGUGCAGAUGCAGUCUGAGCUGACAGAAGUGAUGAGUGAGAUCUGGUCAAACGGAGCUGUGAAAAGUGCCGUCCUUAUAUCCAGCAAGCCUGGUUGCUUUAUUGCUGGGGCAGAUAUUAAUAUGAUACAGGCCUGUAAGAGCAGCGAUGAGGUUACCCGUCUCUCUCAGGAAGGUCAGAAGAUGUUUGAAAAGAUUGAGAAGUCUCCCAUCCCUAUUGUUGCUGCCAUUAAUGGCUCAUGUUUGGGAGGAGGCCUUGAGUUUGCCAUAUCUUGCCAGUAUCGAAUUGCCACGAAAAGUCGGAAGACAAUAUUGGGCACACCAGAGGUCAUGCUUGGACUCCUUCCUGGAGCGGGUGGCACCCAGAGACUACCCCAAAUGGUGGGUCUACCUGGAGCGUUUGACAUGAUGCUGACAGGCAGAAACAUCCGUGCUGAUAAAGCAAAGAAAAUGGGCCUAGUGCAUCAGCUUGUGGACCCGCUGGGUCCUGGGUUGAAGCCAGCAGAAGAAAGAACCAUUGACUAUUUGGAGGAAGUGGCAGUAAAUGUUGCUAAAGGCAUUGCUAAUGGGACGGCGUCUCUCUCAAAGAAGAAAAGUGUCAUGCAAAAGCUGCAGGAAAGAGUGAUGAGUCUUGGCCCAGUGAAGAAAAAGAUCUACAAGACUGUCAGUGAGAAAGUUCAGAAACAAACUAAAGGACUGUACCCCGCUCCUGUCAAAAUCAUUGAGACGAUCAAGACUGGAGUGGAACUGGGAAGAGAAGCAGGUUAUCUGACUGAAGCUGAAAACUUUGGUAAACUGGCUUUGACGCCAGAGUCCAAAGCCUUGAUUGGCCUCUACCAUGGUCAAGUGACUUGUAAGAAGAACCGAUUUGGCACCCCUAAAAAGGAAGUCAAGAAUCUGGCAAUCCUGGGUGCAGGACUAAUGGGUGCAGGUAUAGCUCAAGUAUCAAUAGACAAAGGCAUCAGAACAAUACUGAAAGACACCACAGUUGAGGGUAUCAGCAGAGGAGAAGAACAGGUCUACAAUGGUCUGAACAUGAAGGUGAAGAAGAAAACACUGUCUUCAUUUGAGCGCGACGUCACGCUGUCCAACCUCUCAACCCAGCUCGAUUUAACGGGCUUCUCAUCUGCCGACAUGGUGAUCGAGGCCGUGUUUGAGGAUAUUAGCGUGAAACACAAAGUUCUUAAGGAAAUGGAGGCAGUGAUUCCUCCUCACUGCGUGUUUGCCUCCAACACUUCCGCACUGCCCAUUAAAGAUAUAGCUGCUGCAAGCAAACGGCCUGAAUUGGUGAUUGGAAUGCACUACUUCUCACCAGUGGAUAAGAUGCAGCUGCUUGAGAUCAUCACCACUGAUAAAACAUCCAAGGACACUCUGGCUUCAGCUGUGAGUGUGGGGCUCAAACAGGGCAAGAUCGUCAUUGUUGUCGGGGAUGGUCCUGGUUUUUACACCACUCGCUGCUUGGCUCCCAUGUUGGCAGAAGCUGUCAGGGUGCUUCAGGAAGGUGUAGGUCCAAAGAAGCUUGACAACUUGACAACAAGCUUUGGCUUCCCUGUCGGCGCGGCAACUCUGGCAGAUGAAGUCGGUAUUGAUGUGGCUGCUCAUGUGGCCGAGGAUCUGGGCAAAGCUUUUGGUUCUCGGUUUGGAGGUGGAAAUGUGGAUGUUCUUAAGACCAUGGUGGAGAAAGGCUUCAAAGGUCGUAAAUCGGGAAAAGGCUGUUUCAUCUAUGGCAAAGGGAAGAAGGAGAAGAGUGUAAAUCCCGAAGCUGAAGCAAUUCUCAAGAAAUACAAACUGUCUGCUGCUCCAUCAGUAUCAUCAGACUCUGACAUCCAGUACCGGCUAGUGUCUCGCUUCGUGAACGAGGCCGUGUUGUGUCUCCAGGAGGGGAUACUGACAAAUCCAGUAGAGGGAGACAUUGGAGCUGUGUUUGGACUUGGCUUUCCUCCCUGCCUGGGUGGUCCAUUCAGGUUUGUGGACUCAUUCGGCGCUGAUCGUCUUGUAAGCAACAUGAGACGUUUUGAAGAAGUGUAUGGAAACCAGUUCACACCAUGCCAGCUCUUACUGGACCAUGCUGGAGACUCCAGCAAGAAAUUUCACAAUUGAUUCAGCCAAGUAUUCUGAAAUGUGGGUAAGCGUCAAUAUUCUAAAAAAACAAUCAUCUCAUAGACUGAAUACACUUGUCUGGUGUCAGGAAUUAAGUGAGGGGAGCAUAAAUUCAUUCAUCAGUUUUAACCACCACCACCACCCCCUUUUUUAUUUAUUUAUUCAUUUAUAAAACAUCACUUUUUGGAAAAGGUUCUCAAUUCUACUUUGAACAGUUUUUGGGUGGUGUUCUAUUAUGUGUUCAUCCCAUUUAGUCAGCUUUUAAUCAUUUCAUACAUGACAAUUAAUGUAUUCAAUUGACUACAGAUUUGUAUUACAUUUGACUACACUGUGAUUUCAGCUUGUUCAAGUGAGUGACAGCUACUAACUCAAAAGUUCUAUCUAUUCCUAAUGUGACUGAACUGGGACUUAUUCAGGGUUUGGAAAAAUUGAGGAAGUUCACUCAAAACUAACAAACAUGUAUUAAAAAAAACAACAACAUUUUGUUCAAUACUUCAUUACAUUAUUUUCUGAUGAAAUGAAAUUUAAAUAUGACCAUAUAGUAAAAUCAAGCAUGAUUUAAUUUAUUAUUUAUGCAUGGCAUUUCAAAGUGAUCUGAGGUACAUUUUAGAAACUAUAUUUUUGAGGCAGUCAACAUUUACAUGUCUAUAAACAGAACAACAGUUUGUGUUAUUCAAAAGGGAAUGUUAAAAAAAAUUGACUCCUAUAGUAUAAACAAAAAUGUCACCCAUCACAUAAUGUUGCGAAUGUACUGAUUUACUGAUUGCAGAUGGCUUCUAAUUAUCUUACGCCACACAGUUAUUGGCCGCAGAUUUUUUUUUUUAAGGCAUCUGUUUAUCUGAAAAAGGCUGAAAAUUACUUUUGGCCAUAUAAGUGGCAUCAUAUUCCUCAUCUGUAGUCAAGAUAGUUCAUUCAUUAUCAGCAUUGUAUUUGGAAGGAUCCACUAUAAUCAGGUAACACUUAGAAUAGUCUUUCAGCAACUUCAGCAUUUUUGUGCAAAAAAAUAAUUCGAUAUACUAGUUUGUACUUUGGCCAUAAUGUGGCAUUGACCAUAUUUGACUGUAGCUGUGCGAAAGACACAAUAUAAUAUCUUUAGUAUGUCAUUCCAUUUGUUAGUAAACCAAUUCUAGUCUGGGUUUCAGACAAAAAGCAAGUCUGCAAUGUCGGUUCAGGAGUUGGGGGGAGCGGCUUCAUUUAACUUGGUCACAGUCAAAGGCACAUUUAGGAUGGCUAAAAAGGCACAUUCUAGCCCUGCUUCUACCAAGUAAUCCAAUUUGGCUCAUGUGGUUGUGCAAUGUGUACACACAUAUUGUGAAACGUUAUUUCAUAACUCAUUCACUGCCAGUUGUUUUCAAGGAAGCCAACCUUAUAUUUCAAGCUAUUUUUUUCAACAUGUUGACUGAUUUUGUUUUCAAGAUCCACCAAAUAUUGCAUUCUACAACUCCACAUACAAGAAUAUGCUUUUCUUUUGCCAGGAAAAAAGAACAUAUGUAUGGUUUUAGAUUGCAUGUUUUAGAAAAUGUAGCUGUUCCUCUCAAAAAGUGGAGAAAUGUUGUAUUGUGAAACAAAACAUAUGAAGCAGAAUUAAUGUCAGUCACAGGCACGGUUGCCAGAUCAGAAAGACAGUCUCCAGCCCAAUCACAUCAUUAAAAAGGCCCAGUUCAAUGGAAGAAAAAAAGGGGGGAAAAAAAAACCCCCAGUCAAAAUUACAACUUCCCGUUCAUGAUAAAAGGUUUCCCUUAUACAACUCUGUACUCUUUAUGUUUUCGUUUUAUAAGUUAUAAACAGUAUGAAU
Molecule: messenger RNA, 4121 nt
Organism: Corythoichthys intestinalis (scribbled pipefish)
Lineage: Eukaryota; Metazoa; Chordata; Actinopteri; Syngnathiformes; Syngnathidae
Gene: hadhaa
Product: hydroxyacyl-CoA dehydrogenase trifunctional multienzyme complex subunit alpha a
Exons: 21
Coding region: 35-2326 (763 amino acids)
Biological process (GO): fatty acid beta-oxidation
Cellular component (GO): mitochondrion; mitochondrial fatty acid beta-oxidation multienzyme complex
Molecular function (GO): NAD+ binding; (3S)-3-hydroxyacyl-CoA dehydrogenase (NAD+) activity; enoyl-CoA hydratase activity
Source: RefSeq, a predicted model, not a curated record